Messenger RNA from Lolium rigidum, 4194 nucleotides. RefSeq names its product putative disease resistance RPP13-like protein 1. The record is from RefSeq and is a predicted model, not a curated record. Gene Ontology annotation, biological process: defense response to other organism. The transcript is spliced from 3 exons. Gene Ontology annotation, molecular function: ADP binding. The coding region runs from base 988 to 3828 and encodes 946 amino acids. NCBI's taxonomy places the organism in Eukaryota, Viridiplantae, Streptophyta, Magnoliopsida, Poales, Poaceae.
GAGGCCUCGGACAAGGUUUGCUUUCCUUUUCUCUCUAGUGUUCUUGUAUCUGCCUUUUCCCCACAUUGGACAGAUAGUUUCGGAAUUUACAUCAAAUAACCGCAUCAUGUAAAACUGUCUCUUAGAAAUUGGACCAAACUUACAUACAGAUUAAUUAAACGGUCAUUUCGUACUUGUUUAUGUAUUUUACCUGUCAUUGCAUCGUAUCAAUAGUUGUACAUCACCUAUUAUAACCCUACUCCUACUAUAUAAGCAUGUUUCCAUGGUUUCUGAUGCAAACUACUACCUCUGGUCACAUUUAAUUGACGUGAGACAACACUACUUGUAUGCUAGGAUUAACACCACUCUGCGUCGAUUUAAUCCGAACGGAGGGAGUAGACAAUAAGUUUUAUCGAAAAUUAAAAAUAAAGGACGACAAGUUAGUUGAAAUGGCUUUAUCAAGCAUGUCAAUUGGUACUUGUUUAUGUAUAUAUUUACCUGUCAUUAAUUAGGUGCGGAUGCAAUGUAUCCAUGAAUUCACUUGCGCUAUCUAUAACUGACAUUAGCAGUUAGUUGAACUAGUAGCUUUACCAAUGGAACUCAACAGUUUUGGUUGUUCAUGUGAUAUGUUGCUUCUAUUGUUUUUAUUUUCAAGAAUCAAGGUUGCACAAGAUUAGUCAGCUGCAGUAAAUAAGGGCAAAUAACAUACAUAUCUCUUGCAAGGAAUCGGUUGACUAGUAUACUAGGUUCACCAUAAAAAGGUGCUUUAGCAGCGGUAAAGCAAAGGAUAUAUAUUAUUCUUACAUAAAGUAGCCGCUGGACAGAUUAGGAUGGCUUCUUUAAUUAUAGAGAUGGUGACUGAAUGGAAUCUUCCUUUUGAAUCUGAUUCUGAAGACAUUUGUGCUGCUGGGACGCACACCCCUGACAAAAAAAGCUAUCCUUCCACAAGUUGUUGCUGUUGGAGAUCCUAAUAUGUGAAGUUCUGCUUCUGGCAAAAAUCAGCUACUCAUGCUGGAGCCAAUGACCGCGUUGGGAAUAGCCAUGAAAGCCGUCGGGUGGAUCGCAUCGCCCAUCAUCUGUGACCUUUUCAAGAAAUGCUCCACCUACCUCAGCUUUGAUGCAUCGGAGAAGCUGCAGCAGCUUGGACCAAAAGUCUUGCUUCUUGAGCGGGUGAUGGAAGCAUUUGAGCAGAUCCCUGACAAGCCUCGCUUGGAGCGGCUGUUCCAGGAUCUCAAGUCUGCUUUCUAUGAAGCCGAAGACAUCUUGGAUGACGUCGAGUAUCAUUGUCUCGAGAAGAAGAUCCAAGAUUGCACGUUAAAGUCAGACAGCGGCGCGCUUCGACAUAAGAGGUGUUGGGUGAAGAAACUCCUCCCCAUGGGGUCCCCCCUGAAAAAUAAGGAGACUGGUAUGCAAAAAAAACAGUUAAAGGAUAGCCUAGAGAGGAUAGAAAAGAUUAUAAACAAUGCGUACAAGUUUGUUGAAAAUCUGAACUUGUCCACCAUUAGUAAUUUCAAUGAAGCGCAAGCUGAUUUGGCCAAUUCAAGAGGUGUAGUCACUACUUCGUCUCCUCCUACAGUAGUAAUCGGGCGUGAUAAAGAUUGUGACAAGAUAAUAGAAAUGCUUCAUGAGAAGGAAGGUGAGGUUCAAACAAACACUAAUAGUCGUCUAUGUUAUUCCACAAUUGGCAUUCAUGGCAUCGGCGGUUCUGGGAAAUCAACCCUUGCACAGUUAGUUUGUGCCCGUGAGAAGAAGGACAUGCAAGAGAAAAGGGGCGGCCAUUUUGACCUUGUUAUGUGGGUUCAUGUUUCUCAAAGUUUUAGUGUGGGUGACAUUUUCAAGGAAAUAUUUGAGGCGGCUACAGGGAAUCAGUGCCCACAACUCAAUAAUCUCAACACCCUACAAGUUAAGGUAGAGGAGGAACUGCAUGGAAAACGAUUCCUCCUGGUACUCGAUGAUGUCUGGUGCAGUAUUAAAGAAGAGAGAAAGCGUCUGGAAUUACGACAAAUACUUUUUCCCAUGAAGGCUGGGGAGGAAGGAAGCAAGAUCCUGGUGACUAGCCGAACUAAAGAUGCAUUACUAGUUCUAGGUGCUACAGAACCGAGAUGCAUACCCAUAUGUGACUUGGAUGACAAUCUCUUCCUUAAUUUGUUAAUGAAUUAUGCACUUGAAGGCGCAAUUAUAGAUGAUCAUGUCCGAAGGAGACUCGAAGCAGUUGGGGCUGACAUUGCUAAAAAACUGAAGCGGUCACCUCUAGCCGCCAGAAUAGUGGGAGGACGGCUUAGGAGGAGACCAAAUGCUGAGUUUUGGACAACAGUUAAAAAUGGGAAGCUUGUCAAUGAGACCAUGGGAGCUUUGUGGUGGAGCUAUCUGCAUCUUGAUCAGCAGGCUAGGCGAUGUUUUUCUUAUUGCAGUAUUUUUCCCAGAAGACAUCCCAUGUACCGUACUGAGUUAGUUAACCUGUGGGUGGCAGAAGGGUUUGUAAGAAGUACUAAUGAAGGGGAGGACAUAGAAGACGUUUGUCGUGAAUACUUUGAUGAACUAGUGUCAACCUCUUUUCUGCAACCAGGAGGCGGGGACUUGGGUCGUGGUGACUACUAUUUAGUUCAUGAUCUGCUGCAUGAUUUAGCAGAGAUGGUCGCUGGAAGUGAUUGCUUUAGAAUCGAGAAUGGCUGCAGAGAAAGUGGCUUCUUCAGAGAGGGUAAAAGAAAAAGCUGGACAGGAGAUGUUCCUAGAGAUGUUCGCCAUCUUUUUGUACAGAACUAUGAUGGGGAACUGAUUACUGAUAAGAUCCUUGAACUGGAAAAUUUACGCACACUCAUCAUUUAUGCUAUUGACCACGGUACAUCAGUUGAGGAAAAGAUCAUUGAGUGUAUAUUCAAGAGGCUGCCAAGAUUGCGGGUGCUGGCCAUAGCUUUGAGUAAGAAGUUUGGUUCGUUAAUUGCGGAACCCGCUAUCUUCUCGGCUCCGGAAUCUAUUAGUCAGCUAAAGCAUCUGCGCUAUCUUGCUUUCCGGACAGGCAUCUUAUGCAGGAUAAUUUUACCAAGCACGCUUAGUAAACUCUACCAUAUCCAGCUGCUAGAUUUUGGUCAGUGUCAAAAAUUGGAAUUUCCCUCUGCUGACCUUAUCAACUUGCGGCACAUAUUCUGCUUGGCAGGCGUGAAAUUUUGUAACGUAGGCAGGCUGAUCUCACUCCAAACAUUACGGGACUUCAUAGUAACGAAAGAACAAGGGUAUGAGAUAAAGCAACUGAGAGACCUAAACAAGCUUCGCGGCAAGCUGUGGAUCCAUGGUCUUGGAAAUGUCAAAAGCAAGGACGAAGCUCUUGAAGCCAACCUAGCUGCUAAGGAAUGGCUCACGGAACUAACACUGUGCUUUGAUGAUGGUUACGCACCGUGCAGUCCAGAAGUUGAAGCAGAGAUACUUGAGGCCCUGUGCCCUCCCAUGGGGCUUGAAAGACUAGAAAUCUGGUACUACAAUGGUUUGGGUUGCCCAAACUGGAUUGCGGGAAAGCACAACGGUGGCCCAGAGAACCUGCAAGAAGUUGAGUUCUCCGGAUGGAGCCAACUGGGACCUGCGCCUGAACUUGGAGCUUUCCCUCAUCUCCGUUUGCUCACGAUUUGGGAGUGUGAAUGGAGCACCUUACCAGACAAUAUUGAGCAGCUCACAUCGCUCAAGAGACUGGUGAUCUGUCAAUGCUUGAAUAUUCGGUGUCUUCCAACACUUCCCCAGUCUAUUAAUGAGUUUAAACUCAUUGACUGCAAUAAGGAGUUCAUGGAGUCAUGUCGAACAAAAGGAGAUCCAAACUGGCAAAAGAUUGAGCACAUCCCCUUGAAGAAGUGGCACGUCUAGAAGCUGUCAAAUAGGCUCUGACGAGGACAUGUUCUGGUGUUGCAUCACGUACUUGCGCUUUAGAUGAUCGGAAUUCGGUGAAGGCAAUGUUCAGCAAGGACAAGGUGGUUCAGAUCCAAAGCCAAAAACCACAUGCCUAGCCGCAUGAUGGUGUGAUUCGUUGGUGAAUUUGUGUUACUUUAUGUUCCCAUUGUGGAAAAUGAGACAGCGUGGAUUUUGAUAUGUGUUGAACUCUUAUAAUUUGGUUGUUGUGGUUUUGGAAUAGCAUAUGUUAUAUGCCUCGAAGAGUGAAUAAUGUCACGUAUGUAAAUCCGUAUACAGUAGUAAAUCUUUCGACUGCAUUAAUGUUUGAGCUGGUUACUACUC